Molecule: messenger RNA, 1455 nt
Organism: Cucurbita maxima (winter squash)
Lineage: Eukaryota; Viridiplantae; Streptophyta; Magnoliopsida; Cucurbitales; Cucurbitaceae
Product: GDSL esterase/lipase APG-like
Exons: 6
Coding region: 75-1139 (354 amino acids)
Cellular component (GO): apoplast
Molecular function (GO): hydrolase activity, acting on ester bonds
Source: RefSeq, a predicted model, not a curated record
GAAAGAAGAGGAAAGCAAAGAAAGCCGAGGGAAAAAAAUUUGUUGGCUUGGGAUUUGGUAAAGCGCUAAAGAAGAUGGAUCCCAUUAUUAGCGAAGUGUUGGUGUUGUUCUUUGCGUUUUUGCUUGGGAGUGGAAAUGCUCAAGAUUCUACCACUUUGGUGCCUGCUAUCAUUACUUUUGGUGAUUCUGCCGUGGAUGUGGGAAAUAAUAACUAUCUUUACACUAUUUUUAAGGCCAAUUACCCUCCAUACGGUAAGGACUUUGUGAAUCAUCAGCCCACUGGCAGGUUUUGCAAUGGAAAACUUGCAACUGAUUUCACUGCUCAAAAUUUAGGAUUCAAGACCUUUCCAUUACCGUACCUUAGCCCAGAGGCAUCAGGUAAGAAUCUUCUCAUUGGAGUCAACUUUGCUUCAGCUGCAUCUGGUUAUGAUGAGAAUGCUGCCUUCUUAAAUCAUGCACUCUCACUAUCCCAACAAGUUGGGUUGUUCAAGGAGUACCAGGCCAAGCUGGCUAAGGUAGCUGGUAAUGAAAAAGCAGCAUCCAUAAUCAAGGAGGCACUCUACUUGCUAAGUGCAGGAAGUGGUGAUUUUCUGCAGAACUAUUACAUCAAUCCUUAUAUUAACAAGGUCUACACAGCCGAUCAGUACGGGACGAUGCUCAUUGGAGCUUUUACAACAUUUGUUAAGAAUAUAUAUGGUCUAGGAGCUAGGAGACUUGGAGUGACUUCACUUCCUCCAUUAGGUUGCUUUCCCGCUGCUCUCACCCUGUUUGGCAACCAUCAAAGCGGUUGUGUCUCAAGGAUCAAUACUGAUGCGCAAGCCUUCAACAAGAAGCUGAAUUCUGCUGCAGAAAGUCUGAAAAAACAACUUCCAGGGUUUAAAAUUGUCAUCUUCGACAUUUACAAGCCACUCUACGAUGUCAUCAGUUCUCCAUCUAAAAAUGGCUUUGUGGAGGCCAGAAAAGGGUGCUGUGGAACAGGGACAGUGGAGACAACAUCACUUUUGUGCAAUCCCAAGUCCUUGGGUGGAACUUGCUCUAAUGCAACUCAAUAUGUGUUCUGGGAUAGUGUGCAUCCAUCAGAGGCUGCAAAUCAAGUUCUUGCCGAUGCCUUGAUUCUCCAGGGAUUCGCUCUCCUCUAGAUCACUAAAUUCCAUGCCCCUCAUCUGCAAUGCAAAAGUUUGUACUGUGCUUUAUUUUAUUUAUGUGAGGAAAUUUGUUCCAUGUAGUGAUAUUAUUAUAAGUUACUUGUGUGAUAAUCCUGUUUUGGGAGUCUGUCAUAUUGUAAGUUUUAGGUUAAUUAGGCAUGGAAUUGGGUUUUCCAUGUGAGUUUAUGAUCUAUAAAAGCUGGUAAUUAGCAUUAAACAUAGAUUUUGUAGCUUAUGGGUGAAUUAAAUUUGAAGGCUUUGGAUGAAUAAAUCCUUAUACCAAAUCAAAAGCUUGGGUUCUUAACAUCAA